Molecule: messenger RNA, 3372 nt
Organism: Darwinula stevensoni
Lineage: Eukaryota; Metazoa; Arthropoda; Ostracoda; Podocopida; Darwinulidae
Source: the annotation of a GenBank genome assembly
AUGAAACAUCGAGAGGAAUCAACAGGAACCUCCAAGAGUGAUUGCAAGGUCGCUGGGAAUAGGCAGAAGAAAAGCAGAAAAUACAUGCUCAAGAGCGACUCGACAUCUGAUGAGGAGAAACAUCACGAGCCUUUAGGCAGAAUGGAGGAGGUCUGGAAUAGGCAUAGGAAAGAAGGGCGGAGGACGAAGAUGAAUGAACAAAGCCAGCUGAGAGAAUAUGUAUCACAAGAAAGAAAAGAGUGUAUCCACAAAACGCGACUCUUUCACACUGUCGCAGGGACAGAAGAAUCACGAGGAAGUAUGGACGGCCUGUCGCUUACCUUGGAAAAUGCGUCAGAGAGAAUCCGCAACCACGUGAAAAAGAACGAUCUGUUAAUCAUACCGUUGGAUGUGAAAGUGUCGAUUUGCACAAACCACUUGACACCGGACGGUUGCGACGAGGAAAACCUGUGUCAAUCCUUGCACAUUUGCCCAAAAUCCCUCUACGACCUUUGCGAGGACAGCAGUUGCGAAGAUGGGCAUGAUGUUCACACUCCCCAUAACACACGCCUUUUCAGACAAUUAAAAUUGGAAAAUGUCGAUUCCCAUGUGCUGAGACUGCUCCUCGAACCAGACACGGUGGCCCCUGAUGUGUGUGAGGAAUAUUGUCUCGGAAGUAUAUGUGCCUCCAAAGAACGAUGCGUAAAGUUGCACCUGUGCGCGGGUUACGUCAUGGGAACUUGUGAGGAUUGCAAUUUGAAUCAUGAUAUUCUCUAUCCGCAGUGUGAGACAUUGCUCAAGCAAGCCAAUGUCCAACUACCCCGAUCGAAGAAGGAAUUGAAGAUCUAUCUCAGAAAGAAAUGCACGAACGUAGCAAAAAUUGCUAGAAAGAAGACAGAAGCAGAAGUGAUAUUACAGGAAACCACUGAUACGUUAAAGGCGUGGCAAAUGGAACACAUACUUUCUGACCAUUAUCACCAAAACAAGGAAAAUCGUGACACGAGCAAAAAUUCCCAAAGAGCUUCUCUUCAGUCUACAGAGUCCUUGAAACAGAAAGGGAAUUGGAUUGCACCAAGACGUUCUACUAUAAAUUUUCCAACUUUCGAAGAAUCCAAACCUGCGAGCCUCCUGCCGAGACAAGAAAAUCCGGAGAAGAAGGGCAUUCUAAAAUCGUCCAUCCAUUGCACUCAGAAUAAAGUGGAAUUCAAAAUUGGGACUUCCUGGACCUGCGACAUGGCCGAAAUCACAAUGGUGGGCUUCGAAUGUGACUUAGAAAAGAUGCGCAUAGCUAUUCUCCUGGGACAGGCCUCAUCCCAGGCAACACCAUUAAGGGAAGAGGACGGUGCCAAUGAUAGACACGGCGGCGCCUUAACAGAGAGAAAAACUGCCACGCACAACUCCGUAGAAAUAUAUUAUUCUCAAAUGAUUCUCGAAACCCAGAUGGAUAUCCUUAAUGAUGGGGAGGAAGGAGAGGAUACGGUGGAGGAAGGAGACGAUGAGGAAGAGGAAGGGGAAGAUGAGGAAGAGGAAGGGGAAGAUGAGGAGAAGGAAGGUGAUGAAGAAGGUGAAGAAGAGGAAGAGGAAGACGAAGGAGGACGUAGCCAGAAAAAAUCCAUGCCCUUAGAAAACUCCAAGACUUAUUACCAAUAUGGCUCUGGGAUCAGGGUCAGCAAUGACAAGAAAGUCCUUUCCGAAGUUAUGAAAGAAAAGUCGAACAUGUUUCAAAUCGGGAUGGAUGGCAUACCAGAUAUCUACGUCUUGCCAAAAUCACCUAUAAUAAAAAAUGAUGACAUGGGAAUAGCAAAAUAUGACAUUGGACCUGCUCAUUCACAGAUUGAAUCUGAUGAGAAGGUGAUUCUGGUCGUUGGACAAACAGGAGCAGGGAAGACAACAAUGAUCAACGGGCUGGCGAACUAUAUUUAUGGGGUCCAGUGGGAGGAUGGAUUUCGAUUUAAGGUCAUCACAGAAAACGGAGACACGAAUGAAAAGGAUAAGCACCGUAGCCAGACGAAGGGAGUAUCCGCCUAUUCUUUCAACUGGCAGGAGGGAAUGAUGAUACCAUACACUCUCACCAUCAUUGACACACCCGGAUUUGGAGAUACUGAAGGGAUCCGUAAUGACGAGGGAAAUGUUGUAAAGCUGCGGGAGUUUUUUGAGGUGUGUGCUCCGCAUGGUCUGGACUCCAUACAUGCAGUCGGAUAUGUGUUGCCAGCCUCCACAACUAGACUCACGGCCGCACAGAAGUACAUAUUUUAUGCUGUUACGCAAUUAUUUGGGAUCGACACCAAAGAGAAGUUCGUGCUCCUCCUGAGUUUUUCUGAUGGACAGGACGUGUCGCCAGCCAUCAAUACUGUGAAGAGCUCGAAGCUCUUCUAUCGAGAGAGAUACAACUUCAAUAACUCUGCUCUCUACGCAUGCAAUGAGGACUGCAUGCAAAAAAUGUUCUGGGUCAUGGGACAAAAGAACAACAAGAUGUUCCUGGAGUCGUUGGGCAAUGAGGCAUCCAUCAGCUUGGAUCUGACGAAAGAGGUGCUCGUCGAAAGAGGAGCCCUGGCGAAGGCCUUGAAAAACUUGCAAGAGGAUAUCCAAGGAGUGUCUUCUAAAAUUUGCGAUCUUCAAGAGCAAUGCAGGGAGCUCAAGAAGAAGGAAUUGGAAGUCUCGCAGACCAUGGACGUAGUGGAGGAUUGGUUUAAAAUUCACUUGGAAAAGGAAAAGGCCAUCAACUGCUCCAACUGCAAACAGACCACCUGCGAGUAUCCAGCCACGAUAUCAAAGUCCAAGGACAUCAAGGAGAGCAAAUGCAUUAGACCCGGCACUAAAUUCAAAUGCAAAAAGUGCCGAUGCUCAUGGAAGACUCAUCGACUGGAAGCUAAGAGAUACGAAGUGAGAACAAUCUCCAAGUGCAAGGGUGUCGAAGGUGUCGUGAAGGUCGCCGAGAAGAGACAGCUCGAGAGUCAACUGAGACUGCUAGCCAUGAGCAUUCGGAGGAGCCAGGUGGAGCUGGUAUGUCGGAUUCAAGAAGCUCACGCGACCAAGAUUCGACUCAAAGAAAUCUCUCUUAAUCCGGACCCCCUUCCUUUGGAGGAGUACAUCGAAUUCCUCAUUCAGGCAGAGAAGAAGAACAGUCAGGCUGGGUUUCUGAGGCGGAUUGAGCAACUUGAGCAGGUAAAGCAAGUACGCAAAGUUUGGAAGGAGAUACUAGAUGAGAAGGUCUCAGGUACGUAUUCCGUGUUCCCCGACGUCAUGUCUGUGUUGAAGAGAGAAGGAAUCGAUUUUCAGAGUUUGGAAAGCGAAUUGCUCCAUGGAGAUUGGGAUGACGAAACACCGAGAGGUAUGAUAGAGACAUUCAAAACAUUGUUCAAAAGGUUGGGGAAGAAUUCCAAGAAGAAAUGA